AUGUCUCAUGCUGCCGGCGCCGCCGCAGCCGCCGCCGGGUCCCGGAGCCAGAGGCCGCCCGAGCCGGAGCGCGAUGGAGCGAGGGCCCCAAGCGGGGAGGCGCCGCCGAGCGCGCGGCCCGACGCCCCCUCAGUGAGAGCCCGACCGCCGCGGCGCCGCCCGAGGGCGGGCUCGUCUCCGCCCGCCUCGCCGGCGCUCGGAGCCCGCGCCGCCUUCCCGCUCGGGCCGCGGGCCGGUGACGGGCCGGGGCUGCAUGGCCUCGCCCGCGCGCCGCCGCUGAGCCGCGGGCCGGAGCCGGAGUCGGAGCCGGAGCCGGUGAGAGCCGCGGCCGCGCGGGGCUCAGGGCGGGCGUGGGGCGGCCUCGCGGCCUGCAGGCCUUGCGCGCCGAGCGGAGCAGCGCGGCGGGCUCCUGCGGGCCUGGGGUCCGGGGUCCGGGGCAGUGGUGACGGCGCUCUGGGUCUCCGGACGGACUUGUGGGGGGGAUUCAGGUGGGCCUGUGGGGGGCAGUCGGGCGGGUCGACGGUGGCCUUCGGGCGGACUUGGGGGCCGGGGGCUGACUAG
Messenger RNA from Rangifer tarandus platyrhynchus (Svalbard reindeer), 561 nucleotides. The record is from the annotation of a GenBank genome assembly. NCBI's taxonomy places the organism in Eukaryota, Metazoa, Chordata, Mammalia, Artiodactyla, Cervidae.